UUUCCUCUCGGUGGGACAGGGGGCUGACCGACGGACGGACGACAGCCCAUCAGCAGAAAAAAUACCAUGUGAAGAAAAAGUAUAUAAAAAGGGACACGGGCAGCGAACUUGCGAGGGUGAGAGCUAAUUCCUCCGUCUCACCAGCAGCAGCACCGGGUCAGCGUCUCUAACGGCUCGGCGGAGAGCGAAUGGACAGAGCGGGAGAGGACAGUCUCACCAACGGUAGCAGACACAUAUACCAUGCCGACGAGUGAUGGCCCCAGUCGCUUCCCGGUCUUUGUGGCUCCGCCCCACGGCAACCACCAGAGGUCUCCAGGUUAUGUCCCCGGGCGGGUGGCUCCAGUCCGCUCACCACCACCUGCCAAAGCUCCACCACCUCCACCGAUAAAACCUCACGGCCCCCCGCCAGAGCGACGAGCCACUUUCAAUGUGUCAGAGGAGAACCAGCGGAGGGAGCGUGCUCAGAGUCUCCAGCAGAGAAAAAACACAUUUAUCUGUUGUGGAGUGUCGAUCGGGGCUUUCUUCAUCACCCUCAUCCUUGUCCUUAGUCUCUCAAGUGGAGAUGUGUUAGACGAGAAUUGUCCGGACCACAACCCAUCCCUUAGCAGCUGGAACCCAGGUCACCAACCAGAGAAGGCUGUCAUUGUUAGGAGGGGACAUUUGUUCAGAUUGGAUGCUUCCGCUACCUUCCACACACUAACCAUCCAGUCAGGAGGUCAGGUAGUUUUUGCAGACAACACUGAUGGCUCCAAAAACAUAACCUUGAGAACACGUCACAUCCUUAUAGAAGAGGGUGGAGCCCUUCACAUCGGUGCUCCCAAAUGUCGCUAUCGUUCUCGCGCCACCAUUGCCCUUGUGGGCCGCUCUGACAACAAGGCAGUCCCUGAAGUGCCUGGCAUGGGCCGCAAGUUCAUCAGUGUCAUGAGCGGUGGGACUCUGGAGCUACAUGGUACUGAGAGAGUGUCCUGGUCUCUGCUGACCCGAAGUGUCCCGGCCUCCGGUCUGGCCACAGGGGGUUAUGCCUUCCAGCGGAACUUCAGCAGAGGCAUCAACUUGCGCGUAGUGGACCAAGACACAGCUGCUGUGCUUUUCUCUGAACGCUACGACACGCAUGAGUCACGUAAUGACAGUCGGCGGCUCACCCAGCUGUUGCGGAACCUGCCGGUGGGCCGCAUUGUCACACUCGCUGUUGGAGACUCAGCUGUCAAAAGUCUUCUGGAUGAAACUAAGAAAGCCAUUGAAGAGAAGCUCGGCAGCAGCUUUGUCUAUGAUCUCAAAUACAGACAGGCGUGGGCUUUGGUCUCAGUUGUAGGUGGUGGUAAUGUGUCAUGCUCAGAGGACGUUAGGGAGCAUGAAAACCACGACACAGGAGGGAGAGCUCUGGCAAGACGGAACUUUAGCACUGUGGACGGAGUGGGCUUCUCAGUCACCGCCUACAGCGAGUGGAAGAAUGGUUUCCCCAUCUCAGGCUUUCAGGUGGAUGCUGUGGACCAGGUGGUGCUGAACCUGCAGGAUGAAGUGAAGAAGACCUGGCAACCCGGGGAUCAGAUUGUAGUCGCCAGUACAGACUACUCCAUGCACCAGGCUGAAGAGUUUACCUUGUUGCCCUGCUCUCACUGCAGCAGCAGGCAGGUCAGGAUACAAGGGAAGCCUCAGUACAACCAUGUCGGAGAGAUCAUAGAUGGAAUUGACAUGCGUGCUGAAGUUGCCUUGCUCUCCAGAAACAUUCUCAUCUACGGAGAAAUGGAAAACUCGUGCUAUGGAAACAACAAGUGCCAGUUCUACAGCCAUGACACCUUUGGAGGCCACAUCAAGAUCUUCGGUAACUUCUCAUCCGUGCAUCUGUCCCAUGUGGAGCUGAAGAACAUGGGCCAGCAGGGCGAGAAUGGCCGCUACCCCCUCCACUUCCACAUGUGCGGAGAUGUGGACCAGAGGGGAGGCUACAGGGAGCCCACCUAUGUGGACGGACUCUCCAUACACCACUCCUUCUCCCGCUGCCUCUCCAUUCACGCCACCAACGGUUUGCUGGUGAAGAACACUGUAGGCUAUGAUACCUUGGGUCACUGUUUCUUCCUUGAGGAUGGGAUCGAGCAGCGCAACACUUUCUACCACAACCUUGGCCUGCUAACUCGACCUGGGACUCUGCUGCCUACUGACCGCAACGAGACCCUCUGCACCAGCAUUAAGGACAAAGUCUACAAGGGCUACACUCCCUCACCCAGCACAGAGUGCAAGGCAGUUUCAACAUUCUGGAUCGCCAACCCCAACAACAAUCUCAUCAGCAAUGCAGCUGCUGGUUCUCAGGAUGCUGGCAUAUGGUUUGUGUUCCACAGCUCUUCCACCGGAGACUCCCAUGGGCUGGUACCAGAGACCAAGGCAGAGCUCACCCCCCUGGGGAUUUUUUACAACAACCGUGUACACUCCAACUUUAAGGCAGGUCUGUUCAUUGAUAAAGGAGUGAAGACCGUCAAUGCUAGUGCUGCUGACCCCCGGGAAUACCUGUGUCUAGAUAACAGUGCCAGAUUCCGACCACACCAGAAUGCUGACCCUAGCCGUCCACGGGUGGCGGCAGUCAUUGACACUCUGAUCUCCUACAAGAACAACGACUUAGGAGCGUGGAUACGGGGAGGCGACAUCAUCAUCCAGGACUCUGGAUUUGCAGACAAUGGAGUGGGAUUGUCCUUUGCUAGUGAUGGCAGCUACCCUAAGGAUGAAGGCUCCAGCCAGGAGGUGACACAGUCUCUGUUUGUGGGUGAAAGCCGCAAUCGAGGAACCAACGGAGGACAGAAUAAAUACUGGGGCUUAGGAGGGGCUGAUGCAAAGAUGAGAACACUGCCUAGAAACAGGACGUUUCCAAUCCGAGGUUUCCAGAUCUAUGACGGUCCGGUGCGGCUUACGCAGAGUACAUUUCGGGGAUUCAUCCCCACACCAGAGCGUUACACCAGUGCAGUGGGAUUCAACCUGAAGAACACUUGGCAGCUCAACCCACGGAACAACCUGUCCCAGCUCAACUUCCACUCCACUGUGGAUCUGCGGACGUUCUUUGGUCGCCCGGGGCAGUGGUUUGAAGAGAACGACCUGGACGGUGACCGAAACUCUAUCUUUCAUGAUGUGGACGGGUCCGUCACAGGCUAUACAGACACUUACGUUGGCAGAGCAGACAAUUUCCUCAUCCAACAUCCUGGCUGCGUGAACAUGUCCCAGUGGAAUGGAGUUAUCUGCAGCGGCCGCUACUCUCAGGUGUACAUCCAGACCCAGGGAGCCCCCAGCCUUAGUUUAUCUAUUUGCAGAGAUGAGUACCCUGAAGCUCCUCUGGUGCUGAGGGGGAUUAACAGCCAGGGGGCGCCAUCUCAGCAGUACCAGCCUGUUCUGAUGAUGGAAAAGAGCUACACUCUGCACUGGAGCGGACCUGCACCCAGAGAGGUUGUCCUCUCUCUCAUCAACUUUGACAGAGAUGACUGGGUCCUGGUGGGACUCUGCUAUCCAUCCGACACUACCUUUCAGAUCAUGGCCGAUAUCAACGACAGACAAAGCAACACCUUUGAUGACCUCACAGACUAUGGCACUGUGUCAUCCCUCACAGAGCUGGAGAGGAGACCGAUGGAGAGGAAGUACUUCUUUGACAGAACUGUUGGGUUGUUGUGGCUGUACCUUCGGGCUCGGCAUGGUCGCGAUGGUCACAGCUACUGUUCUGCAAAAGGCUGCGAAAGAGUGAAAGUCAUGGCCACCACGUCGUCCAAACAAAUCUGUAACUGUACCACCAAGGCCUACCCCAAGUACUCCAAGAAACCCUCAGCAGUGGUGCCUAUGCCGACCCUCAAUGCACAACACUGCAAAGGUUGUGGUGCUAAACAGCUUGUGUUUUCCAGUGAGCCAUGGACGUCCUACCUCCAGACACAAGUCAAAUCUCUCAGCAGCAAAGAGCAGCAGAGAGGAGAUAACAGCUCCUUUAUCACUGUGAAUGAGGUGCCCAUGGCCUUCUCUCAGCCUGGGUACUUCCUGGUCUCAGUGGAUGCCUGCUCCGGGAAGGUCACGAAGAAAACCUCAUUUGCCAAGAUGGACACCAAAAUGGAACAGUACCUAAAAACUGGAAUACCAAAGAGGUCAAUAGUGCUCAUGGCAACACGAGGUCAACCGGACGGCCUGGUUGGUAUAGCACCAUAUCUGGUCUCCUUAGGUAUGGCCAAAGCUGCUGACCUGCACUCUAAAGAGAGUCUGGCACUUUGGGGUUUCCAGGGUGGUUCUUCAACCCCUCCGUGGGUCUCGCUACAAGCCGGGCAGGGGGAUGAGUUCCUGGGGCUGCAGGAGCGCUACUUGCCUCUGGGUUUGGAGGCAUACGGCUGUACGCCACCUGCAGCUCAAACGCGCAAAGACCUGGAGCUACUCAAAAUAGCAACAGGACUACAAUGACCCAUGUGAACUAUACAACUUAACUACCCAGAACACUUGCACACAGAUACACAAACACACACAACCAGCUGAUGAAUGUGAACUGCUGAACCUUUUAAUUUAUUAACAAUGGCAAAAGAUGUUUACCAAUUUCAAGUGGAGAGAAGGUAUUUUAUUAUAUACGGGGUGAGUAUUUUAGUGAUUUUUGUGUAUGUGUGUGCGUGUGUGUAAGUAUGCCUUGGGGCCGUUGAGUCAAUGCACUUUCCUUUUAAAGACACAACUUGCCUUAUCAGCCAAAGUGAUCAAAUGGAGCAUUGCAAUAACUCAGUUGUUUAUCUUGAAACAGAAACAAAAACAAAAAAAACCUUUAAAAUCUACCUACCAGUCUCUUAUUUAUUAUGUAGUAAAUGAAAACAGAAUGGAUUGGAUUGAGUCUGAAAACAGAACACAAUGCAUUAGAUACACGACGGCCAGAAGGAAAUUAGGAAAAUAAAUUGCAUUGUCCCUGAAAUGAGACCGUGUUCGAUUGGAACAGAAAACGAAACAAGGUGGAUUAGACAAGCUCAGGUCAAAGGGAAGUGAUGAAAAUAAAUGCCAUUGUAUCUUAGAAUUAAGCAGCAAUAUUAAGCCAAAAAUGAACAUUUAGUGCGAAACAGCCAGUGGGUUAGGUGUGUUAGCUAUUUUCAUUAUUUGAUGCAAAACACCUCUAUUUUUUUAAACAAAGUCACAACAAGCCAUAUUAAAAUUUAAAUGGUCAAAUAUACAUAUGGUAGUUUGAUGUAAAAUAAAUCUAGCUAUCUUGUAGGACUGGGCAUUUUAUUUAUAUUAUAUCAAUAUCAUGAUAUGAGACUAGAUAUCUUAUAUUUUGGAUGUUGUUAUAUUGUAAGUGUUGUCUUUUCCUUGUUUUAAAGGCUAAUUUACAGUACGGUGAUGUCAUUUUCUGAACUUACCAAACUGGUCUAGCUGUUAUUUCCCCUUACCCACUUAGUCAUUAUAUCUGCAUUACUGAUAAUUAUUUACCCAAAAUCCCCUUUGUGUAAAUAUUUUGUCAA
This is a messenger RNA of Plectropomus leopardus (leopard coralgrouper), 5441 nucleotides long. RefSeq names its product cell migration inducing hyaluronidase 2 (gene cemip2). The record is from RefSeq and is a predicted model, not a curated record. Lineage: Eukaryota; Metazoa; Chordata; Actinopteri; Perciformes; Serranidae.